This is a messenger RNA of Aspergillus heteromorphus CBS 117.55, 1542 nucleotides long. Its product is annotated as cystathionine gamma-lyase CYS3. Gene Ontology annotation, cellular component: cytoplasm. The coding region runs from base 59 to 1297 and encodes 412 amino acids. The transcript has 4 exons. The record is from RefSeq and is a predicted model, not a curated record. Lineage: Eukaryota; Fungi; Ascomycota; Eurotiomycetes; Eurotiales; Aspergillaceae. Gene Ontology annotation, molecular function: pyridoxal phosphate binding; cystathionine gamma-lyase activity. Gene Ontology annotation, biological process: transsulfuration.
GUUCUCCAAUCCAUCCUCUCUCUCUCUCUCCAUCUUCUUCACACCCCCCCCCGUGACAAUGGUCGGCCACACAGAAUUCCCCUCCCAGAACGGAGGCGCGACCCCUCAGGAUCGCCGCUUCGGCACUCUGGCCGUCCACGCCGGUUCUCCCCACGAUCCCACCACCGGCGCUGUCAUUGCUCCUAUCACUCUCUCCACCACCUUUGCGCAAACCAGCGUCGGAAACCCCGUCGGUCUCUACGAAUACACCCGGAGCUCGAACCCCAACCGCGAUAACUUCGAGCAGGCGAUCGCUGCUCUGGAACACGCCAAAUAUGCCCUGGCCUUUUCCUCCGGCUCCGCAACCACCGCCGUGGUCCUGCAGUCCCUCGCCGCCGGCUCCCACGUCGUCUCCGUCUCCGAUGUCUACGGUGGAACCCACCGGUACUUCACCAAGGUCGCCUCUGCCCACGGUGUCCAUGUGACCUUCUCCCCUUGCAUCGAGGUCGAUGUCGAGCAGUUGAUCCGCCCGAACGAGACCAAGCUGGUCUGGAUCGAGACCCCCUCCAACCCCACGCUCGGCCUGGUCGAUAUCGAGAAGAUCGCCGCGGUGGCUCACAGACAUGGUAUCCUGGUCGUGGUGGACAACACGUUCAUGAGCCCCUACGUCCAGAACCCUCUGGACCACGGUGCCGACAUCGUCGUCCACUCCGUCACCAAGUACAUCAACGGUCACUCGGAUGUCCUCAUGGGUGUGGCUGCCUUCAACUCGGAAAGCCUGAAGGAGCGUCUUACCUUCCUCCAGAACGCCAUCGGCGCCGUCCCCUCCCCCUUCGACUGCUGGCUCGCCCACCGGGGUCUCAAAACCCUCCACCUGCGCGCGCGCGAGGCGACCACGAACGCCACGGCUGUCGCCAAGGCCCUUGAAGCCUCUCCCCACGUUAUCUCCGUCAACUACCCCGGCAUUGACUCUCACCCCCACCGUGCCAUCGCCAUCAAGCAACACCGCCAGGGUAUGGGUGGUGGUAUGCUCAGUUUCCGCAUCAAGGGUGGCCAGGAGGGUGCCCACGAGUUCUGCAAAUACACCAAGAUUUUCACCCUGGCGGAGAGUCUGGGCGGUGUCGAGUCGCUGUGCGAGGUUCCCUCCAGCAUGACCCACGCGGGUAUCCCCAAGGACCAGCGCGAGGCCGCCGGUGUCUUCGACGAUCUCGUCCGCAUGUCCUGCGGUGUGGAGGAUGCGGAGGAUCUCACGGCCGAUGUCCUGCAGGCUCUCGACAAGGCCGUGGCGGCCAGCAAACAGGAGAACGGCACUGCGUAAAUGUUUGAGAACAUUUUGUAUCCGGCAUCAUUGGGACUAUAAUAGACAGAGCGUUCUACGUUAUAGACAUAUGUAACGACGACACAGGGUGCUGGGCGAAAACGUCGGCUCACCCCUUCAUGACACUUCAAAAAUUCAAUCGCAUUUACCCUGAUUCCAUCAAGACUGCAAGUACCUUGCCAAGGACAGCCAGAGAUCAGAGUGAAUUCCCGCAGAUGGUACUAGUAAGCUCAGCACGAUGCCAU